This is a messenger RNA of Prionailurus viverrinus (fishing cat), 2315 nucleotides long. It is a transcript of the gene MROH6, whose product is annotated as maestro heat like repeat family member 6. NCBI's taxonomy places the organism in Eukaryota, Metazoa, Chordata, Mammalia, Carnivora, Felidae. The record is from RefSeq and is a predicted model, not a curated record. Gene Ontology annotation, cellular component: cytoplasm. The coding region runs from base 42 to 2165 and encodes 707 amino acids. The transcript has 14 exons.
UAGGCUGGGUCCAGCUGAGUAGCUUGGGGUGUGCGGCAGCCAUGGCUUGGGGGGUAUGGGGCAGGGCUCGGGGGGGCCCUGUGGGGGCCCUAACCCUGACAGCUCUGGCUGAAGAGAUCCGGGCCAACCAGGGGCAGCCCCCAGGACCCUCUGCCAUUGACCCUCAGCCUGAAUCUGAGCUUGAACCUGAGGCGGAGCCUACGGGUGUCACUGCCAUCCCCACAGCCCGCCCUGUGCCCUGCUCUCUGCCCAGGGUGCAAGAGCCAGCCCCCAAGGGGCUCUAUCAGGACCCCCCAAAUUCCUGGGAGGAGGGGGCCCUGGCUGACCUGGCAUUGUAUGCGGCUGCCUGCUUGGAAGAGGCUGGCUUUGCGGGGACCCAGGCAACAGCCCUCACACUGUCCUCAGCCCUGGAGGCCCGGGGGGAGCGUCUGGAGGAGCAGGUGUAUGCCCUGGUGCGCGGGCUGCUGGCACAGGUGCCCAGCCUGGCCGAGGGGAGGCCCCGGCAGGCGGCCCUCCGGGUACUGAGUGCGCUGGCCCUGGAGCAUGCUCAGGAGGUGGUGUGUGCGCUGUUGCCCAGCUCGCUGCCCCCGGACCGGGUGGCUGCUGAGCUGUGGCGCAGCCUGAGCCGAAACCAGCGCGUGAAUGGGCAGGUGCUGGUACAGCUGCUGUGGGCACUGAAGGGCGGAGCCGGGCCCGAGCCGGAGGCACUGGCGGCCACUCGUGCCCUUGGGGAGAUGCUGGCUGUGUCCGGCUGCGUAGGCGCCACUCGGGGCUUCUACCCACACCUCCUGCUCGUGCUGGUCACACAGCUGCACCAGCUGGCGCGGCGCGCGUCCUCCCCCGACACCCCCAAAGCUUGGACCCCAUCGCACCGAGGGCCGCCACACAGCCACGCCAGCUGCGCUGUGGAGGCCCUGAAGGCCUUGCUCACCGGGGACGGCGGCCGCAUGGUGGUCACGUGCAUGGAACAGGCUGGAGGCUGGAGGAGGCUGGUGGGGGCCCACACCCACCUCGAAGGCGUCCUGCUGCUGGCCAGUGCCAUGGUGGCCCACGCGGACCACCACCUGCGAGGCCUGUUCGGGAACUUGUUGCCCCGGCUGCGCAGCGCCGACGACACGCGGCGCCUCACGGCUAUGGCCUUCUUCACCGGGCUGCUGCAGAGUCGGCCCACGGCAGGGCUUCUGCGGGAAGAGGUCAUCCUGGAGCGGCUCCGCGCCUGGCAGGGCGACCCCGAGCCCACCGUGCGCUGGCUGGGCCUGCUCGGCCUAGGCCACCUGGCGCUGAGCCGCGGGAAGGUGCGGCACGUGAGCAAGCUGCUGCCCGCGCUACUGGGCGCGCUGGGCGAGGGCGACGCGCGGCUCGUGGACGCCGCGCUGGGCGCGCUGCGGCGGCUCCUGCUGCGGCCUCGGGCGCCGGUGCGGCUGCUGAGCGCCGAGCUGGGGCCGCGCCUCCCGCCGCUGCUGGACGACGCCCGGGACUCGGUCCGCGCCUCGGCUGUUGGACUUCUCGGGACGCUGGUGCGGCGGGGCCGGGGCGGGCUCCAGCUGGGGCUCCGCGGCCCCCUGCGGAAGCUGGUGCUGCAGAGCCUCGUGCCGCUGCUCUUGCGCCUGCAAGAUCCCAGCAGGGACGCCGCUGAGAGUUCAGAGUGGACCCUGGCCCGCUGUGAUCACGCCCUCCGUUGGGGCCUGCUGGAGGAGAUGGUCACCGUGGCCCACUACGACAGCCCUGAGGCCCUAAGCCGCAUCUGCCACUGCCUGGUUCAGCAGUACCCGAGUCACAUCCCCAGCUUCCUGAGCCAGACCCAGGGCUACCUGCGGAGCCCGCAGGACCCCUUGCGCUGGGCAGCUGCUGUGCUCCUAGGCUUCCUCGUCCAUCACACAAGCCCCAGCCGGGUCAACCAGGACCUGCUGGACUCCCUGUUCCAGGACCUGGGGCAGCUGCAGAAUGAUCCAGAGCCAGCCGUCGUCGCCGCGGCUCAAGUGUCCGCCCAACAGGUGGCGCUGCUGGCCCGCGCACAGCCGGGGCCGCGCCUCCCGCGUCUCCUCCGCCUGGGCCUCUGGCGCCGCGCGGGUCCCCACCGACCCCCACCAGUCUACGCGAGCAGUCCAUUCCAGCCCCGGAGCGUCGUGGGCCGCUGGGGCUGCUUGGGAUCCGGCUGUGCCUGACCCCAAGCCAGCCCGCAGGGUACCUGGGUCUGAGGCAGGCACCGCACUGCUCUGUGGUUCAUCCUGGGUGGGGGGUGGGGGGAGCGAUCCGGGGAAGAGGCUCCGCUCCAGGGGCCCCUGGGCCCGGUACCAGAUGCUGUGAGCAAGCCC